Molecule: messenger RNA, 991 nt
Organism: Diprion similis
Lineage: Eukaryota; Metazoa; Arthropoda; Insecta; Hymenoptera; Diprionidae
Gene: Nxt1
Product: NTF2-related export protein
Exons: 4
Coding region: 355-771 (138 amino acids)
Biological process (GO): protein import into nucleus
Cellular component (GO): nuclear pore central transport channel
Source: RefSeq, a predicted model, not a curated record
GGAAAUUAAUAACAUUUCGCAUUUUCGAACAAAAAAUUAAAAUAUAACUAGAUAUCGUUGUAUUUAUACUUAUUGAUUUGAUUCCGAAGGAAUUUGAGUCACCGUUGCUCGCAUCUAUUGAUCUGUAUAUCCCCGGAUCUCUGUAUAUCCGUAUUGAUGCAUACGAUGCAUACGCAGUCAGAUUAAAUGUAUACUACAUUUUGUUGCAUCGACUAACCGAACUAACGCCAAAUUCCGGGGGUAAACGACACGGAACGUCAUAGCUGCUCAGGAUUAUUUUUGAUACGCGUUCAUAUUAUCUCAUUAUCCGAGGACGUAUAUACUCUAGAAGCAGCGGCGGAAGUAGCGUGGAAAAUGGAACAGGAUAUAAAAUCAAAGAUCGAUGAAGCAUGUCGAACGGCUGAAGAAUUUACCAAAUUAUAUUAUGAAGCUAUUGGUAAACAGAGAUAUAGAAUAUCAAAAUUGUACCUGGACACAGGGAUCUUGAUUUGGAAUGGAAAUGGGAUCGUAGGCAAAGAUCAAAUUCAAAAAUUUUGGAAUGACCUCCCAGCCUCUGACCACUCGACCACAACACUUGAUGCUCAACCUGUCACUGGUGCAGCGGUUGGAAAUCAGCCAACAUUUCUAAUAAAAGUUAGCGGCCAAGUCAAAUUCCAAGAUAAACCUUCAAAACCAUUUAAUCAAAAUUUUCUAAUCACCGCAGUGGGAGACAAGUGGAAAAUCGUCAGUGAUUGUUUCAGAGUACAAGAAGCUCUAGACAGCACUACGUAGGAAGCGAAUUACUCAUGAAAUAAACUUAUCUGUUCGCAAACCGUGGUAUUUGGCAAGACUAAAUAAAGCUAGGUGUAAUGUUCCUAAUUUAAAUUAUACCUAGUUCAUACAUUGUACUUGUCAAAUUUUUACAUAGCGAAACCGUGAACACAGAAUCAUUAUUUAAUUUUAAGCCGUUUGUCAUUUUCACACAAUGAACAGCAUUAAUCAAGUGUUAUAA